GCGGGGGGUGUAUAUUGUAGCGUCCCGGAAGAGUUAGUGCUGCAAGGGGUUCUGGGUAUUUGUUCUGUUGUGUUACGGUGCAGAUGUUCUCCCAAAAUGUGUUUGUCAUUAUUGUUUGGUGUGGGUUCACAGUGUGGCGCAUAUUUGUAACAGUGUUAAAGUUAUUUAUACGCCACCCUCAGUGUGACCUGUAUGGCUGUUGAUCAAGUAUGCCUUGCAUUCACUUAAGUGUGUGUAAAAGCCGCAUAUAUUGUGUGACUGGGCCGGCACGCUGUUUGUAUGGAGGAAAAGCGGACGUGACGACAGGUUGUAGAGGACGCUAAAGGCAGUGCCUUUAAGGCACGCCCCCAAUAUUGUUGUCCGGGUGGAAAUCGGGAGAAUGGUUGCCCCGGGAGAUUUUCGGGAGGGGCACUGAAAUUCGGGAGUCUCCCGGGAAAAUCGGGAGGGUUGGCAAGUAUGAUUAUUUGAUUAUUAUGCAUUACAUACUAUACAUUACCUUUUGCACUAUAUUAAUUUAUAUUAUGUGUUGUCAACUUUGUACUUUUUUAUGUCAUUGCCUGAAAUAAAUGAAAAAUGAAUUAUUACUAGCCUUCAUCCAGUUUCAUCCACAGUUCUUCGUUUGUGUUGCCUCUAGUUCCCCCCCACAAGCCUCACCAGUAAACAUGGGGAAUAUAGUCGAAACAAUGUUUAAUAACUUGUUCGGGAAGAAAGAAAUAAGGAUCCUCGUGGUGGGUCUGAACGCUGCUGGGAAAACGACCAUUUUAUACAAGCUCAAACUGGGAGAGACCGUAACCACCAUUCCCACUAUAGGUUUUAAUGUAGAGACGGUGGAGUACAAGAACAUUAGCUUUACAGUUUGGGACGUCGGCAGCCAGGAUAAGAACCGACCACUGUGGCGUCACUACUUCCAGAACACGCAAGGUCUCAUCUUUGUCGUGGACAGCAACGACCGAGAGCGAUGCAACGAGGCUCGUGAAGAGCUCAUGAGAAUGUUGGAGGAGGACGAACUGCGCAAUGCUCUGCUAUUAGUCUUCGCAAAUAAAACAGACCUGCCUAACGCCCUGACUCCAACUGAAGUCACCGAAGCACUGGGCCUUCACACCCUGCGCAACAGGCGCUGGUUCAUCCAGGCCACCUGCGCCACCAAUGGCGACGGUCUCUAUGAGGGACUGGACUGGUUGGCCUCGCAACUUAGGAAUCUCUAACAGUCGUCUCUUUCCCUCCCAUUCAUCGAGCCUACAUUCUGCCUUUAAAGCCCUCCCAUGCUGGCUGUUGUUACCGCCAACAUACCGGGCCACCAGUGGAAAUAAUCGGUCCAUGGUAAUGUGUAAAGCUGACAUAUGUAUAUAUGAAAGGAUAUGGUAAUGGGGCAGCUUUAUUAACUUUUUCUCUCGUGGUUGUUUCACUUUCUGUUUGUUGGGCAAUAAAAGGAGAGACGCAAGGGAAUCUAAUAUUACAAUCACAUACACUACUCAAAAAGUUAAAGAUAUUCAGCUUUUGCGUUUUAAAGAUGAAGCUAAAAUAUACAGUACAGGCCAAAGGUUUGGACACACCUUCUCAUUUUAAUGCGUUAUAUUUUCAUGACUAUUUACAUUGUAGGUUAUCACCGAAGGCAUCAAAACUAUAUGACACCUGUGAAGUGAAAACCAUUUCAUGUGACAACCUCUUAAACCUCAUCGAGAGAAUGCCAAGAGUGUACAAACCGUAAUCAGAGCAAAGGGUGGCUAUUUUGAAUAAACUAGAAUAUAAAACAUGUUUUCAGUUUUUUCACCAUUGUUUGAUAAGUACAAAACUCCACAUGUGUUCAUUCAUAGUUUUGAUGCCUUCAGUGACAAUCUACAAGGUAAAUAGUCAUGAAAAUAAAGAAAAUGCAUUGAAUGAGAAGGUGUGUCCAAACUUUUGGCCUGUACUGUGUAUCAGUGUUUCAGUACUUUUUGUACAACUUGCUGUUCUCUAGCAAGUAGCUGAAUAGCAAAAUUUCUAACUGGUGGCAAAUUUUCUUUGACAUUAAGCUCAGUUGCCACUUCAAUCUGAAAACAUCUUGUUAGCAGCCUAAAACGGAGAGGUACUGUUGAACAAUAUUGUGGUUAGUUGGUAUUUUAGGUUAAUCCUGAAAUUCUACCCAAAAGUUGAGUAUCUCAACUUUUUGUGAGUGGUGUAUUCAAAUUGGUGACCAAAACUAAAAGAUGCACAGCUGGGAGCGUCAACCUCCUGUUUGAUAAACACUGGUAUUGACUUAAUAGGAUGUUUAUGGAAUCUACCUGCUUUCUCUGGUUGGUGUUUUUGUGUAUUGUCAAGUCUCAGGUCCACGGGCUGCCUUAGUACACUUUGCAACUAUUUUUUUUUUAAAAUGCUCUAUACUGAUUAUCCCACACUCAGCCUCAUACUGUAAGUUGUAUGCAUCAUGUAAGACGACAUUAGUGUCAUUUCCCCCAUCCUAUCAGGUGGGUGUUUUUAAAGAAAAUAUUUAAACACUUGUGUGCAUACACAUUUCUUUGUGUUACUGAACUGCUCAGACUAUAUAUGGAGGUGGGCUUGUUUUGUCAUUAAUACAGACUUAAAUAUUUAAGUUAAACUUUUGUGUGAGUAAAACAAAAAAGCACUAAUUAAAGUGACUGGAAAGGAUUUCUAAAAUGUAUUUUUCUUACAUGUGA
Messenger RNA from Entelurus aequoreus (snake pipefish), 2654 nucleotides. Its product is annotated as ADP-ribosylation factor 1-like. NCBI's taxonomy places the organism in Eukaryota, Metazoa, Chordata, Actinopteri, Syngnathiformes, Syngnathidae. Bases 567 to 1205 code for a protein of 212 amino acids. Gene Ontology annotation, biological process: intracellular protein transport; vesicle-mediated transport. The record is from RefSeq and is a predicted model, not a curated record. Gene Ontology annotation, molecular function: GTP binding; GTPase activity. The transcript has 4 exons. Gene Ontology annotation, cellular component: cytoplasm; plasma membrane.